GCCUAAUCUCUUGAAUGUAGUCAGCUAUGCAAUGCCUCGCCCAUUUCCUUUAACUACAUGUGUUGAUCCACAUAGCAAAAAACAAAAUCUCGUCGAACAAACUAACCUCGAUAUCAAUGGCGGAGGCAGGUGUCAGGUAUGCACUGGUCACCGGUGGGAACAAAGGAAUCGGAUUGGAGAUAUGUAAGCAGUUAGCUUCCAAAGGAAUUAAGGUGAUUUUAACUUCAAGGGAUGAGAAGAGAGGCCGCCUUGAAGCACUGCAAUCCCUCAACCACUCUGGCCAUGUGGUUUUUCAUCAACUCAAUGUUGUCGAUUCUGCAAGCAUCGCUGCUGCUGCCCAAUUCGUCACCACAAAAUAUGGGAGGCUUGACAUUCUGGUGAACAAUGCAGGAAUACUAGGAGCAGGACUGGAGGGAGAUGUCUCAAUUCUUCAAGAGGUGGUAGAAGCAAUUGCUGCUGCAGUCUUUGCUAACUCAAAGGCUGAGACGUCGCCGCCGCAGAGUGGAACUAUGAUCCAGACAUACGAGGAUGCAGAAGAGUGCAUGCAGACAAACUUGUACGGUGUAAAGAGAGUAACAGAAGCCCUCAUCCCUCUCCUCCAACUAUCUGCUUCACCAACUAUUGUCAAUGUCUCCUCCAUAGUAGGCCACCUUAACCACUUUCGGAACGAGCGCGCAAAAGCUGUGUUGAGCAACGAGGCGGGGCUGACAGAAGAGAGAAUUGAUGAGGUGGUGCGAGAAUUCCUCAGUGAUUUCAAAGAGGGGAGAUUGGAGGAGAACGAGUGGCUGACUCAUAUUGGUGCGGCCUAUCAAGUCUCUAAAGCAGCUUUGAAUGCGUACACUAAAGUGUUGGCUAAGAAGCACACUGAUUUCAUCAUCAACAGCCUCUGCCCUGGCUUUGCAAGAACAGAUUUAUCCGGCAAUCUCGGUGCCAUCAGCGCCGAGGAGGCUGCUCAGAAGGUGGUCAGGGUGGCGCUGCUGCCUCGCAGAGGGCCGUCGGGAGCCUUCUUUUAUGACAAGGAUGUGUAAGCUGUUGCUACUUGAUGGAUAGAAGACUUGGCAUCACCAUUAUCUAUAAUAAAAACUUCUAUUACAUGCUUAUAUUCAAGAAUCAAA
Messenger RNA from Salvia splendens (bonfire salvia), 1115 nucleotides. Its product is annotated as (-)-isopiperitenone reductase. The record is from RefSeq and is a predicted model, not a curated record. Gene Ontology annotation, cellular component: membrane. The transcript is spliced from 2 exons. Bases 117 to 1028 code for a protein of 303 amino acids. NCBI's taxonomy places the organism in Eukaryota, Viridiplantae, Streptophyta, Magnoliopsida, Lamiales, Lamiaceae.